This is a messenger RNA of Tremella mesenterica DSM 1558, 1148 nucleotides long. RefSeq lists its product as uncharacterized. The transcript has 6 exons. Gene Ontology annotation, cellular component: RNA polymerase II, core complex. The coding region runs from base 1 to 1086 and encodes 361 amino acids. Lineage: Eukaryota; Fungi; Basidiomycota; Tremellomycetes; Tremellales; Tremellaceae. The record is from RefSeq and is a predicted model, not a curated record. Gene Ontology annotation, molecular function: protein dimerization activity; DNA-directed RNA polymerase activity. Gene Ontology annotation, biological process: DNA-templated transcription.
AUGAACGGUUUCAUCGAUGGAGAAAACCAAGCUGGUCCAAGUGUGAUAGUACCUCUAGGUCCAACCAAUCAACCUCGAGUUUUAGUAAGAAGUUUGACGAAAGAUGAAGUAAACUUUAAUCUGAGUGGGAUGGAAUUAGCUUUGGCCAAUAGUAUAAGAAGGGUUAUGAUGGCUGAUGUUCCUACUGUUUGUAUUGAUCAAGUGCUUUUCGCUCAGAAUACUUCUCCGAUACCAGAUGAAAUGUUAGCACAUAGAUUGGGUAUGGUACCACUCAUCAGUCGAAAUGUUUCCAAAGGUUUGAGACGGACUUCUGAUUGUGAUUGUGAUGAAGGUUGUUAUUACUGUACUGUAACACUUCGUUUAAAAGUAUCUUAUACACAUGGAGAAAGAGGGAAAUUUAUGCCUAUCACAAGUAACAUGUUGGAAGUUGUUCCAAAUCCAUAUGGUCCUCCACCCGACCUAUCACCCGAUGAUCAACAAGUCAUCAAUAAUCGGGAUCCAGAGUUGGGUCAACCGGUGGGGAAGAAUGAUCCUGCGACUCCACCGAUUCUGUUGGCCAAGUUGUCGAGGGGUCAAGAGAUCGAUUUGACAUGUAAGGCGUAUUCGGGCAUAGCCAAAUUUCACGCGAAAUGGUCUCCCCUUUCCGCCGUAGCGUUUGAAUACGACCCUCAUAACAAACUCCGGCAUACGACAUAUUGGUAUGAGACAGAUGAAAAAGCAGAAUGGCCACUCUCCGCCAACGCAGCUUUCGAAGCGCCUCCCCAACCCGAUGAACCUUUCGACUUCAAUGCCGUCCCUUCUACAUUCUACCUCAACGCCGAAGGGGUGGGUGCCGUCCCCGUCCGCGAAGUGGUGGAACAGGGCAUCGAUAUCUUGGUCGAGAACUUGGCUAAUGUUAUCCUUGCCGUCCAAAGGGAGACUGGAGUGGACGAGGAUGAAGAAGGAGGAGGUUUAGUAGAACCUGAUAUGGGAAUAGGAAUGACAAACGGGAUAAACGGACAUGUGAAUGGACAAUCCAUGGGAGGAUAUGGGACGGGAUACGGGGAUGGAAUGGGAGCUUACGGGAUGAGUCCUCUGAGACGAUGAGUCUUUAGUUUUUUCCGAUCUAUCAACAUUUGUCAUGGAUGAUGAACAUCUCUCUCUCUCUC